Molecule: messenger RNA, 859 nt
Organism: Williopsis jadinii
Lineage: Eukaryota; Fungi; Ascomycota; Saccharomycetes; Phaffomycetales; Wickerhamomycetaceae
Exons: 1
Coding region: 1-705 (234 amino acids)
Source: RefSeq, a predicted model, not a curated record
AUGAUACAGUCGAUGCUACAGACACUGGCGAAGACUCCACGGCCGGAGCCUGACGACUCGGACUACGAUGUGCUAGCGGAGGCCAGCAUCUCUCAGCACAUUGUGUCUCGAAGAAACGGCCUUGCAUCAGUGCCCAGCACACCAUUGAGGGCCCAUACGGAGAGGGCCAGCGUGUUGCACAGUUCAGGCAGGAAGGGCGUGAAGCACCAGGUCGAGGCUGAUAGGGGCGAGAUGGAGGAAUUGAUCGACGUGAAGCAGGUUGUUGAAGCGUUGGAGAGUCUGAGGUCUCUGAUACGGGAGCCAAGUGCCGUUGAUGGUCCGCAGUUCAUGGAUGUUUAUGUCUCUCAUACACAGCAGCUGGUGAGCGCAAUGCGAUUGAACGCCGUGGAGGCUAAGGUGAGGGAGGAGGACAAGGACAAGGACAAGCGGGUGGGCAGAGGCCAGCUGGAGGAGGUGUCUGGGAUCUUGGAGAGGAAGAACAGAGGCGAAGUGAUGCUGGGGAUCGUUAUCGUAAGCAUCAGGAUUAUAAGGCUACUCAUCGAGAUCACUACACCUUGGCUGAAGAGCCUACAGACAUUUCUGAUAAGAGUCACGGAGAACGAAACAGUUGGACUAAUAACGGAGAAACUGGCAGAGCUGGUGCUGGUGGUGCUAGCAGUGGCUCUGAACAUCCUCAAGAUGGUUCAGAGGUGGACUAGGCAAUGAUGCGUAUCCUCAUUGUGAUGUAUACCAUCUCCACAGGUCCUUGAAAGAUUGGUCCAGUGAAACACACGGUUGCCAGUCCAAUUGAGCUUUCGCCUUUGUUAUAUCAGAGAUCAGCACGUCCACGUCACCUUCUCUUUUCCCUGCCUCUCUGUAU